This is a messenger RNA of Arabidopsis thaliana (thale cress), 1472 nucleotides long. RefSeq names its product Methyltransferase family protein. The coding region runs from base 8 to 643 and encodes 211 amino acids. The record is from RefSeq and is marked reviewed. The transcript has 6 exons. Lineage: Eukaryota; Viridiplantae; Streptophyta; Magnoliopsida; Brassicales; Brassicaceae. Gene Ontology annotation, molecular function: methyltransferase activity; S-adenosylmethionine-dependent methyltransferase activity; RNA methyltransferase activity.
GUUUAGUAUGGUUUUUCCCGGUCCGUACUUCUCAAAAGAGAAAAUACUUGCAGGCAUUGAACAAACAAUGGAGAAAAGAGAAGAAGCAGGAGAGUAUCAUUCCAAAGAUUUCGAAUGGGAAUUUCUCAAGAACAUCGUCGAGAACGAUCCUUCUCUCUCCCACCAUCUCCACCACCACCACCAAAAUCUCUCCAAAUAUUUACCAGAUUCGCAGCCAUGGCAAGAUUUUCACUCCCGUCACUCCUCCGGAAAAUUCUUCAAGGAAAGAAGGUAUCUGUUGAAGGAAUUUCCUGAAUUAGUUUCUUGUGGAGAGAACUCAAAACUUUUGGAAAUUGGUUGUGGUAAUGGCAGUACCGUGCUUCCGAUUUUACGUGGAAGCAAGAACAUUACUGUGUAUGCUUGUGAUUGUAGCAGUGACGCUCUUGUUAGGACUAAAGAGAACAUUGAUCGCGCUAUUUCUUCGGUUGAUAACUUUCAUUCUUUUUGUUGUGACUUUUCGACUUCUGAGUUUCCAGAUUGGGUGGCAUGUGAUCGUUGUCGAGACAAGUUUAUGCUUAACCACUCAGGAGGGAGUGAGAGCAAACAUUGCAUCGGUGGGGUGGAUUUUGUCACUCUGGUAUGUGAACAUCGCUCAUUUAGUUAAGAGGAAUAACAAUGCUCACUGUAGGAAACAGUAAUGUCAGAUAUUCUGCAGUGGAACUAGAGUAGUUGAUCUCAUGGUUUUUAUAAUGUGGUUAUAAGAUAGAUGUGAAACUGAAAUUUAUGUUUCUAAUCUUCUAUGAUCUGAUUCUUAGCUAUUAGGCUUUUUACAGAUGUGUUAUAUGCUCUGCUAUGUGAACAUUUCUAAUCGAAACGGUUGUUAUUCCAACUUUUUAUGUUAUGUCAGAUAUUUACAUUGUCGGCAGUGCCUAAAGAAAGAAUGCCGAGAGCUAUCAAGGAAUGCUUUGCUGUGCUGAAACCUGGUGGUCUGCUCUUAUUUAGAGAUUAUGGAUUAUAUGACAUGACUAUGCUACGGUUUGAGCCAGAGAAACGUGUAGGAUUUAGGGAAUAUGUGCGGUCUGAUGGAACCCUUUCCUAUUUCUUUUGUCUCGACACUGCCAGGAAACUAUUUACUGAUGCUGGAUUCAUUGAGGUUGAGCUUGAAUAUUGUUGUGUCAAAGCAGUAAACCGGAGAAAGGGUAAGGACAUGUACCGAGUUUGGGUUCAUGGGAAGUUCCAAAAGCCCUUCUCUAAUUAAGUUGAAACGCAAUGCUCUAUCUGUGAAGAAGAUUGCAGAGUCUAGUGUUUGGAUUAUCUUUACACUGAUCCUCUCAUACUAAGUUCACGUUCUUUGUUCUCUAAUUGUAACCUCACUUGUUCAUAUAUUCAAAACCAUAUUCAUAAGACUCUAGUCGUCAAAUCAUUGCAGAUCAAAACUAAAUUCGUUUUUUUUAGUGUAAGAUUUUUCUUGCGAAACAAUCUUUGAGUUUCAU